AUUCCCCUAACUACGUUCUCCCUAUCUCUCUCCUUCGUCCUCCUCCCCUUCUUUCUCUCUCUCUUUGCAUCUUCCUUUCCCCUUUACAACCAGUAUUAGAUUUUCUCGAUCUCCUUUCUUCGUUUCUCCGUUUUGUCUCCUGCCGUCUCCGGAUCAAGAUUCGUCUCUUUGUUCUUAGAUCAAAUAAUUAGAGAUUGAGCUAAUGCUUGAAGGUUAGUGGCUGAAACGGCAGUCUAAAUCUGAAAUUUGUAAGUUUUGAUUCGAUUAAUGCUUGACAUACAUGGAUCUGGUAGACUGGCAAGAAACACAUGAGUUCUGUUGAUAAUGCUGCUUAUUCAUCUUCUCACAUAGUUAAUCUUAGCAUCAUCCAGUAUUAUUUCAGUAAUAGCUUCUAGAAAUAAUUCUCAGAAGGUAGCUUUUAGACUAUCAGAGGAUCCUUUGUAUCCAUGCUGGCAGAGAGCAUGCGUGGAAUCUGUGUUUCGGGUAAUGCCCCUGACUAGAUAUUCUGCCGAAGCUUUUGGUGUGUUGACAAUAUGUCUGGUUGCGCUGUUGAUUCUUCUUGGUUUGGUGUGCAUUGCAUACUCGUUUUACUUACGUUCACGUGUUCUUAGACAAGGAUUUAUUCAGCUCAGUUAUUUCAGUGGUCCGUGGAUCAUCCGAAUCACAUUCAUUUUGUUCGCCAUCUGGUGGGGUUUUGGUGAAAUUAUACGGCUAAAUUUUCUAAGACGGCAAGGAAGAGUGUUGAAUGCAGUCAAUUUGAAAUGGCAAGAAAACAUUUGCAAAUGUUACAUUGUCUCAAAUUUAGGUUUUGCGGAACCUUGCCUCUUCCUCAGUCUUGUGUUUCUUCUUCGUGCACCUUUACAGAACAUGGACACAGGAAUUCUAAGCAGAAAAUGGAAUGGGAAAACGGCAGGCUAUGUUCUUCUCUACUGCCUCCCUGUGUUUGUUCUUCAACUUAUUCUUAUUUUGAUUGGACCGGACUUACACAAAUAUAGGAGAGAAUUACUGCCAUAUUUCACAAGAACAGCUGCUCCAGUGAUUCCAAAUUCUGACAACAUCACACUUUGCACUUACCCUUUACUGAAUACUAUCCUUCUUGGGCUUUUUGCCGCCGUCUUGACUGCCUACUUGUUUUGGCUUGGAAGGCGGAUUUUGAAAUUGGUUAUCAACAAGGGUUUGCAGAAGAGAGUUUACACAUUAAUUUUCUCCGUUUCAAUUUUCCUUCCAUUAAGGGUUCUUUUACUUGGUUUAUCUGUUUUAUCUAAACCAGAGCAAUUUCUGUUUGAAGCUCUUGCAUUCUCAGCUUUUCUAGUCCUACUAUGUUGUGCUGGGGUCUGUAUUUGCGUACUUGUAUACUGCCCAGUUAGGGAUUGUCUAGCCCUGGGGAAUCUUCAUGACUUGGAGGCUAGGAGAAGGGUUGUUUUUGCUGAUCAGAAUGACACUGUUUCUCUUAUCGCUAAUCAGAGCCAUCUUGAAGGAAGUUUUGGGAUUAGCCCUGAGAGGAAUUCUGAUGCCUCUACCAAGCGUGGAUCAAUUUCUUUUCGCACUUAUGAAAAAGAGGGAACCUCGGUUGGGGAAUUCGUGGAACUGAGCCUCUUCUCUCCUAGCCGAGAUGUAACCCCACCAGGAUCACCUCCUCUUUUGGGCUGGCCAAUGCGGCCGUCAAAACAUGGUCAUGGACCCUAAGAGUAAGCAAGAAACUGAGGUAGUUGUGGUGAACAUCAAUUUUGUGGUAAAGAAAACUGAUUGUAAAGGUUUUAGCUUCAAUAAGGAUUUUUAUUCUUGGUUUGUUUUUCUAAUUUUAGAUAUGAUGGUUUUUGCUUGAUGGAAUUUAUAAUUCGAAUCCCCCUUUGUAACUUUUUUAUAACCAUUUUUAAUUUCCGUCUAUGCUUUAAAAUUUUAAAAAAAUAUACAAGUGAAAUUUGUGGUAUGACACGUAAU
Molecule: messenger RNA, 1941 nt
Organism: Durio zibethinus
Lineage: Eukaryota; Viridiplantae; Streptophyta; Magnoliopsida; Malvales; Malvaceae
Source: RefSeq, a predicted model, not a curated record